CCCCCCCCGCCCCCCCUCCCCCAAACAGGGGCGCUGCGUUCUGGCAUUUCAAGCGUAGGAUCGAGCAUAAAUAAUACCGUUCAAUCAAUCUUGGGCAAAUAGGAGAACAUCUUAGAUGCGCGCGAUGGUUGCGGUGCAGGACUUGUGUUGUUUUGGCCGGUGGCUCGGCGCUUUGAUUUUCAGCGUCUGCUGUGUCCUGUCCUCUGGCUUGUCUUACGGAAAGACUGUGGACAAUGCAUGGAUCGGGAUGGAGAACGUCGUCAGCAGGCAAGGGGAUACGGCUCUCUUAAGGUGCUACCUGUCAGAUGAGCUCUCCAAAGGGGCGUGGUUAAACCGCUCCAGCAUCAUCUUCGCGGGGAACGACAAGUGGUCUGUGGAUCCUCGCGUGUCAAUCGUCUCGGGCACCAGCAGCAAGUACGAGUACAGCCUGCAGAUUCAGAAGGUGGACGUCAGCGACGAUGGCCAGUACACCUGCUCCGUGCAGAGUGACCAGAACCCCCAGUCCAACCACAUUCACCUCAGCGUCAAAGUUCCUCCCAAGAUAUACGACAUUUCCCCCAACAUCACAGUUAACGAAGGCAGUGACAUCACGCUGAGCUGUAUGGCCACUGGGAAGCCAGAGCCUACUAUCUUCUGGAGACACGUCACUCCUUUAGCUAAGAAGUUUGACGCCGGGGAGUACCUAACCAUCACUGGAAUCACGCGCGACCAGACGGGAGAUUAUGAGUGCAGCGCUCAGAACGAUAUCUCCUACCCAGACACCCGGACGGUGCGAGUCACAGUGGACUUUCCCCCUAUCAUACACGAGGUGAAGUUCACCGGGACGGGGUCAGCACACAGCGCCCUCUUCAGGUGCGAGGCUGCUGCGGUCCCCUCGCCGGCCUUCGAGUGGUAUAAAGGCAAGAAAAGACUUGCCCGCGGACACGGUAUUGAAAUCAAAACCCUCGGCUCCCGAUCGAUCCUCUCCAUGAGCAACAUGACAGACGAUCGCUAUGACAACUACACAUGCGUAGCUGUCAACAAGUUAGGCUCAGCCAACGCCAGUGUGCCUCUGACCCGACCCAACUCCUCCCCCCAUGGGAGCACGGGCAGCGCGCAGAUCCUAUCCUCCUGCCGGUACCUGGUGCUGGCUCUCACUUCACUCAUCAGCGGAUUCUAGCCGGGGAUGGACGUGAGAAUGACUGUAACGGACUCCUUUGACAUUGCAGACAGUCGGAUCCAAUCUGGUACCGCUCAGUAAGACCAGUACUGGACAUAAUCCGCAUGAUUUCCUGCGCUUGUUGAUCGCUCUCCGUCCAAAUUUAUGUUCUAAUUACGCAAAUACUCCCUUCAUCUUGAUUAUCUACUUGUGAAUCGCCGUCAUCCAUCUAAAGGCUGUUAUUAUGUAUCUUACCAUUAAUUGUAAUUUACAAUUGUGUGAUUAAGAACGAUCUAGAUCCUGUGACCCUAUAAAAUAUAGUGGAUCAAAAUCAUUUGUUCGGCAACAGUCCGCGCUGAAAGACAUGACGGACACAAAUACCACAUCGUUAGGGCCAAUUCAACAUAAUUAUAUAUUCAAGGGAAACGUUGAAUAAAAAAGGAACAUUAUCGCAGGAAGGAUGUAGGAAGUUCUCUGCUCCUGGAUGUCAGGAUCCAGGCAGGUGCAACGAAAAUUGCUUUCAAUCAAGGCAACAAAAUUUCAAUUAAAACAGCAUGGUAACAUAUUGGCAAACCCCGACGACGAGGUGGAGCAUUUUACAGCUUUCAAUGUGCAAUUCGUUGGUCAUCUAAUACUAAUAAAAGCACAAAAUAGGUCUUAUUUUCAGGUAGUAAAUGUACACAGAUCAUCUGAGAUGAUACAUACGUAGAGUGUGGCUGCCCACUCACGUUUGGAUUUGUUUUGACAACACUCACGCUAUUAAAUAAGGUACACAGUGAUCUACACGUAACGCCUCGUUGUAUGAGAUUAACUAUCAGCUGGAAGUUUUGUUUAAACAGAUGGUGGGCUCAUGUGCCAGAUCAUGGACGCACGGCACCAAAGGAUCCCCAUGUUAGUGGAUGUUAGUGUCGUGUAGCUUCUCUCAAGCGACAACCAUGACUGAACGGUCCUUCUGACAAGCUCUUCAGUCCAUGUAAUUCAUAGCCACAAAAGUUCAGACUUGAAAGUUUUAGUAAAGGGUUCAGAGGCUGCCUUUAAAAACAGACAAAUUCAAGGCCACUUCAAAUGUGCUUGUGUACAUAUAUGAUACUGCAUUUGUAUAUGUAGACACUCGGAAGCACGUAUGGGAAACAGGCAUAGCUAACACAUGUGGAUAACAGGUAUAAUUGUAUUUCUGUUUUUGGUGCAUGUGUUACGUUUGUAGGGCCAUUUAACAGUUUACUACAAUUGUCUUCAGCAGUGGGGUGACUCUGAGACAAUGUGUAUUAUUUGAUUGUUCACUGUCAUGUGAUUGUUUGGUAUCUUACGAAAAAUGGUGCAUAGGGAAUUCUCUAAAACAUUCUUUACAAAGCCUUCAGUAUUUCUGUGCAAAGUUGUGGCCACCUUUCUGAUCAGAUGUGAUGGCAUUAGGAUUUAGGAUAUUAAUGACAUUAAAGGUUUUUUUUUUUUUAAUGAAAAUUCCCACUGAAAAUCAUUAGCUAGUUUUGGAUGAACAGCUGAACUGGUCUGUUAGUUUGACUCAGAUCCAGGAGGCAGUGCAGCUGAGGAUAGGGAAUUGAUAACAGCAGGUAGACCAGCUGAGUCAAGCAGACUUUCUGUUGGGGUUGUGUUUGACGCCAUUGACAUUUCUGAGCUUGUUCUGCACCUGACCUGUUAUAAAUAAAACAAUAUUUCCUUACAGCCGUGGAAUAAAAGACAGCUAUAUAGAAAUGGUAAAGUUUAAAGGUUAACCUCAUGUAUAUUUUUAACAUUCCGCAUGACUUGUUUGGAUGCAUAGAGUUUAUUUAUUUGUAAAAGUAGUUCUUAGCAUUUUAUUUACAAACUCAUGUUAUUUGGAAGGCUCAAAUAUGAACAGACCUGACUGAUACAGGUUGGGGACCAGAGUAAAUAGGUAGUAUGUAUUUCACUGCACACCUGCUUGACAGAUGCAGGAACGCUGGCUAUAAGUAACACUCCUGUGGCUGAAGGGAGCGCCCUUUAAGUAGCACAGACACCCAGCACUCCAGAAGAAUGUGUAUUCUGCGGUCAGUAAAGGCCCAUCUUCCUCCUGUUCUUUCCCUCAUCGGCCCAGCUAGCCGUCUUUUAUCUCCUGGCCUUCUGUCGACUCCGAUCAGGGCCAGCUGAGCAUCAGCGCUGUGAGGAAUUUGCCCGUGACGUGACUUAUAAGUUCCAAACUUGCGCUCAGGACCCCCCCCUGUGGUCACCGCGCAGUUUGUCAAAGACUGAUCAAGCAAACGCUGAUUAAAGACGGAGUGAUCCGUGAACGAGAGCCGUAAGGAAGAGACAGCUUAGCGUAAGAUCACAUGGAUAUUCCAGAUCACUUUUUAGACAUCACCAUAUCCUAUGGGUUCAUUGUUUAUGGUUUAUAUACGCUCAACUGAAGCUCAAAUCUUCCUUUGGUGAAAUGUAAUUUUGAUGUCCAAACAACCUUUUCCAUAACCAUACCCCAGCCACCAGACUAAUUUGCCUGGCUUAUUCAUUUAGAACAAUCCAAUGUUUGUUUUUGAUAUGACAUUCGAAGAUCUGGUAACAGCAGCCACAAUUACUACUGACCAACAGAUUCCCAAAGACUGACUAAACAGGAAAGGAUCAUGUCCAAUCAGAUGGAGCCGUUUUCUUUUCCAUUUUUUCCCCGCCAGUCCCAUGUAAUCCCACUGGACGUCCCCAAAGAUUUUCAUAACAGCAGUGUAAAUAUGAUAUUAUUUGGAUGUUUCUAGGGGAAACCCCUUUUAAGGGAGAGCAACCAAUGAGAAACUACAGAGCCCAAAGCCAGCAGUACCAUCACACUGCUGUUCCACCCAAGCAAGUUUGUGAACCUGCAAAUAUCUGUCACGAGGCACAGCUUUCAUAUGUGACGACUGGAGCGUACUCCAAUACCUCGCAAUCCAAGUAUUAGCAUAAAAAAAUCUCUGAGAGAACACAUUAAUAGUCUUGACUUGUUUUGCUAGUAAAUUAAAGUAUUCGUGCGGCAGGUCGACGUGACAUACGAAUUAUUAAACAUCCCAGGUAUUGUGAGAGAGCAAGAACGAGAGCCUAUAAAGUCAUUCUCAGUCCAAGAAAUAAUGUGAUGAAAUCCUAGAAAAUACCACCUACUGUAGCAUCAGGUUGGGUGAAAAAAAAAGACCAGAGAAGUCCUACAAUAUGCUUAAAAAAAUGGAAGAUAUCAUCAGUAUUGUCUCUGCUAACAGGUCAACAACCCUGCGUCGAUUCUGUGGCUCCAUAUUGUUUUUGCCAAAUUCGCCAGUCCUCUCAAAUGCAUUGUCACCCAUAAUCUUAAUGAAAUCAAAGCAGGGGAGGUUCAAAUGAGCUUGAAAUGUGAAAAGUACAGUGGUGCUAAUCAGUGGCAUUCGUUAAAGGAUCAUUCUAGAAAGAAAAUUUUGUGUGCUAUACAUUGUACAUAGAAUACAGAAGUUGCGAUACUAUUAUGAAUUGUCAGGGUAUUUUUUAGUUAGAUAUAAUUAAUAUUUACGCUGUUACCUAUUUCCUGCUAUUAUGUUCCAACUCAUUUGCCUAUAAUUAAUUAGUACAUGUUGUAAAAUUAUAAAUAAAUAUGAAUUUUGCAAUACUAUAUAGCAAGUGAUUAAAUGUACUUAAUGUAUGCGAAGGGAGAUGUUUAAAGUUUUCCCCUCACAUAUACAUACAUAUCGGUAACAAAAAGGAAUUAAGUUCACUAUCUGAUCGGGAUAGAGAGUUUUGCUGUUUUUCAUAUACAUGUUAUGUCCUGCUCUGUACUACUGGCUCCAAAGGCCUGAAGUUCAGAAAAAACACAUAUCCAAGUCUCCGUUCACUCCAAAAUACAUCUCUCUGGUCUCUCUGAAGAGAACUAUUUCCUGAUAUAUUCAUCUGUCCUGUUAAGAAGACGUGUAUUAAUAUGGAAAAAACAACUGGAACCUCUUAAGCCAACAUAAUUUAAGUUAAAAGGAUCAAGGAGCUGUCUUACUGUUUCUAAUGGCGCUUCUUACCAUGCAAGGGAAAGGUCAUUCGUUAAAUUUUCAAUUCAGGCCUCUGUUGGCAUAUAUUAGAAUCCACUAGUGUGGCAAAUAUUGAGGUCCUGGUUAAUUUUCUGCCCUGUUUCUUCCUACACGCUGGAAAGCCAGUCCAUCCAUCUCUGCUUUUCCAAAGCACCGUACAACUAAGGCCGGUGGUUCGAAAUGUAGCGUCUUCCACAGCAGAUCUGUAGUAGUCCCCAUUUACUAUGGAUCGAACGCUAGAUCUAAGUCUACGGCCUAUCUGAUGGCACUAGCGAGACGGUUAGAGGAUGCAGGCGGUGUCACUAAGUUUCGGGGUCCUUGGCCUUGUUUCUAGGUGCGGUAGCUCUCGGAAAGAUAAAAUGGAGGAACAAGAACAUAUGGAAUUCUGUGGAGCAUUUUAUUUGUCCUCUGCUUUCGCACGUUUUCGGUGGAGGAGUUUGUGAAAUGCCACCGGAGAAGGGUCUCGCCUUUCCUCUCCACAGCCCUAUGAACUGUCAGCAUCAAAACAUUCCACAAAUAACUUUAUAUAAUCAGCUUUUAAGUCAGAUUUUCUGUCAGCCCUUGUCAUACACAUCUCCCACACAGAAAUGUUUAUUUUAGUCAUGUAAACAGGAUACUACACCAUGGGGAAAAAAAAAAUCACUAAUAAAGAGUGAGUUCUGACACGUAACCUCGACACCUGACCAAGAUUGGCCAAUAACCUACUACCCUUCAUUUAAGUGCAUAGCCCCCCCACUCCUUCCCACCCCCCACCUUGAAGUGAUUGUUUUUGGAUAUAGAAAUACAACUGGUUUUAUACCAGCAUAAAAAUGUGUAUGUUUCAAAAGUUUGCUAUGUUUUUUUUUUCUCAUUAUUAUCACUGGGCUGGAAAAUAAGGCAGUUAGGCACCAGUGCAACGAGUUCUAGAUAAUUCCGAGUCUUUAAAGGGGCCGUCCCUUUCUGGUCUUUUCUGUGGAGACGGCGAGCGAUUCGCUUGGCGUGAUGUGCUUAUGUGAGUAGUGUGCGAGUAGUCUUACUGAAACGACCGAGAGUAAUUACCAAGCCAAUUUCUGCAUAUUCCUUUUUCCAGUGUAUACAUAAUAGUUCACAAGGUAUAUAUAGUGAUAGGUGAGGAGGAGAAGGGAAUUGCGCAGACAAGCUGAGGUGUGAGGAUGCAAGUAUAAGUGAAAGAUUUAUACGGAAGUAAAAUUAAAUCCCGCUAACGAAACAGCGAACACACUGGUGGGCCAGCUCUACCUUUUCAGGGCCUUAGGCAAAGCUUUGCUUGAGAGGCGACCCCUACUAGGAAAAUCGAUGAUCAUGUCACUUCCUCCACAGUGCAGAUAAAUCGGGGGUCUCACAGCCAGAGCUGGUGUUGCCCCGGCACAUCGCCGAGCCGUCCGGCUCCGGUGGCCCUGUUUUAGCAUUAGCCUGUACACACAACGAAGGAGGCCGGCUAGACUCACAAACGCCUGGAAAUGUGCUGGACGGAGCUCAGUCCUGGGCUGCAGCGCAGUGACCCCCCCUGCCUACUCACUAUAUAUGCAUAUAUUCAGUACAUUUCGAGUAUUUUUAAAGCCAAAUCUAUAUAAGUAUGUGACCGAUGUCUAAUGAACAAUGAAGUACACUUAAGUAAAAGUCUAGUUUGUAGCACGACAGAAUGAAUUUGGCCUAUUUGACUUUAGUGCAUUUCUGCGAUGUUGUUCAAAUAUGGAAUAAGAUGGUAUCCUUCUCCUAUUUAUGCUACCUUAUAACUGUAAGAGAAUUAAAACAAAAUCAUGAUGAUGAUGCGGCAGGCAAAAAUGAAGCGUAUUUGUCCAGUCUUUUAAAAAAAACACUUAAAACGAGUUUACCUUUUGUGAGUUGCGAUAUUUUAGCCAAUAAGAAUGUGAUCGUGUAUGACAAGCUGAGCCACUGGACUGCUGUUCGAGGUUAAAAUACCUUGAAUGGCUUAUAUCCUUUUACACUGUUUCAUCCAAGAUUAAAAAAAAAAAUCCAUGUAGUUGGUAAUUUAAGAUCUCGCAUUGUGAACAGCAUGUUCUAGCCCACCCUAUGUCAUUUUGUAAAAGUGGUUUGAUACUAAUAAACAUCAGUUAAAGAUA
Messenger RNA from Brienomyrus brachyistius, 7190 nucleotides. Its product is annotated as neuronal growth regulator 1-like. The record is from RefSeq and is a predicted model, not a curated record. The transcript is spliced from 7 exons. Lineage: Eukaryota; Metazoa; Chordata; Actinopteri; Osteoglossiformes; Mormyridae. The coding region runs from base 116 to 1159 and encodes 347 amino acids.